AUGCGAACGAAAACCGAAGCCGGAGACAUGGUGUUGUCGAUUCACUACGACGUGCAAGAGUGCCAGACACAGCUAGCGCCUUCGCAAGUGGGGUCGUCGGGGGGAACGUCCGUCCUGUCAGCAACGUCGACGGCGCUCUCGGUGGAAGGAUCAACCAGGACGGGCUCGACAGAGAACGGGGAAGGUUUAAGGACGGCGCGAUGGGUGAAGCGGCAGCUCUUGACGAGAGCUCCGAAGACCGCAGAGGAAAUUGCCCUUGACGACAAAGAGGAGCUCGUCGUGGCGAAGAUGCGGCGAAAAAAAGAGCUCGACAAGAAAGCGGAAGAGCAGUACAAGGCUGAGCGACUCCGAAAGAGAGGGCCUGCCGGGGUAAUGCUGGUGAGGAGGGAACGAGGCCGCACGGCUCUGCAGGUAGCGGAGAGGUCAGCGAAACGAGCCAAGGCCGAAAAGGCUUUGAGAGAAGAAGAGGCACGGCUGGCGCUAGUUGAAGCGCAGAAGGUCAGCCAAGAGCUUCAAGCCGCCAAGAGUCGACUCGCGAAGAAAAACAAGAAAAAACAGAAGCGAGGGAUCGCCAAUGGCACCGCCGCCAGCGCUGAGAGCAAGCUCCUCCAUCCCACGCAGAAAGCACUCAAGCAGCAGCAAGAGGGAGGGAAACAUAGGUCCACUGACCGAGAGAAAGGAGACACGUCCAAACACAUGAACACCGCAUCGGCCGACGCAGGGGCGGGGCCUUCAAUUGUUCCCGCCAUCACAAACGCCGGCGAGGGUGGUAGUGAAAUGCACCGCGAUGAUAUGGUGGUGCCCGUGGGGUUGGAGGGCAAGGGUGACGACGAGGUCCGUCUGGGCCAGGAGAAGUUUUUUCAUGAAACGGAGCAGUGCUGCAAAAGAAUACUGCCGUGCGAGUUGGGCUGCGGCCUAAGGAUGAGGGAGGAAGAAUGGCUCAGCCCAAGUUUGGUGAACCCUGCUGUGACCUGCCAGCAGCACCACGAGGAAUCAGAGUGUCCGAGACGGCCAGUACCGUGUGGACAAAGGUGCGGCGAGUGGCUUCCCUUUGAGGACCUCAUGAAGCACAUGAAGGUCUCGUGCGUCAAGAGGCCCUUCCCUCCCGUCAAGUGUCGCCUUGGCUGCGGGGAGAAAUUCCAUGGAGGGCUUCAUAGGAUGCUCCAGUCCGAGGAGGAGCGCAUCGACCACGAACACGAGCUAUGCCCGCACCGCUUGCUGCACUGCGUGUGGGCGGGCUGCGAGGAGAUGGUGAUGGCCAAAGACCGGAGAAGUCACAGCGAAGAGCACGUUGUCAGGACCGGCGUGUUUCUCUACACUGUCCCCGGGAAGUACACCUUCAAGGUGCCCCACGGGUGCCGGAGCCUGAAGGUCCAGGCCUGGGGCGCCGGCGGGGGCGCCGGGCACUUCAAGGGGGGGCAGUCCGGGGAUGGCGGGGGUGGAGCUUUCGCGGAGGCCCUGCUGUACGCCACCCCAGAUGACGAGCUCGAGGUCACCGUCGGAGGCGGGGGGGCGGCGGGGGAAUACGGGAGCGAGAUAGAGGUGCCCGGGGGGUUCGAUGACUUUGGGAAGGCCGUCUUUGACAUGGUCGAUCAGCACGGUGUGGCCGAAGGCGGUUGGCCGGGGGGCGGAUCCGGUCACGGUGGGAACCCGCACUGGGCAGCGGGCGGCGGAGGCGGGUGUUCCAUGGUUGCGAAAAAGAUAAGCUCGUACGGGGGAGGGCGGACAGAACCCCUGGUUGUUGCGGGAGCCGGAGGAGGGGGGGGAUCGAGAGAGGGCGUCCCCGGGGGGGGACUAAACGGAGAGAUCCCCGGAACAAAGAUGGACAUGAGGAACGGCCGAAUGGGAACAGCUACCUGCGGUGGGGAAGCGGGAGACAGCGGGGAUAUCAACGGGUGUACCUUCCCGCCAGAGCACGGCCAAGCUUGGGCCGGCGGCAACGGGGGGCAAUACGGUGGCGGGGGCGGCUCCGGGUGGUUCGGAGGGGGAGGUGGAGGGACGUCCCCGGGGAUUGUCGGAGGUGGUGGCGGGGGCUCGUGUUUCGUCAAUACCGCAUUCUCUAUGGACCUGGUGGUUCUCCAAGGGAUAGGGCGAAUCCCAGGUGGAACCGAUAAAACGCCGCCUCGCGCGAGAGGUUUUGCGGAGGAUGACAUUAUAGGAGGAAUCUGUGGAGAAGGGGGUAAGGGAGGGCCGCGGGAGCUCAGGCCUGGAAGCAACGGCGCGGUAAGAAUCCAUAAGACGGGGUUCUUUGAGAAGCAGCUCGCACACAACUGA
Messenger RNA from Ectocarpus siliculosus, 2274 nucleotides. NCBI's taxonomy places the organism in Eukaryota, Phaeophyceae, Ectocarpales, Ectocarpaceae. The record is from the annotation of a GenBank genome assembly.